UUUCACGACUUCAAUAAUCCCUCUCGCAUAGACGAAUUAGUGCCUUCGAGACGAAAAAAACAAAGAAAAACAGAAAUCAACCCCAGAAAAAUCUCAGCGGUCGGAUCUAGGGUUUGAGGAAAAAAGAUGCCGAAGAACAAGGGAAAGGGAGGGAAGAACCGGAAGAGGGGAAAGAACGAAGCCGACGACGAGAAGCGUGAGCUCGUUUUCAAGGAGGACGGCCAGGAGUACGCGCAAGUGCUCCGCAUGCUCGGUAAUGGCAGAUGCGAGGCCAUGUGCAUAGACGGUGUCAAGCGCCUGUGCCAUAUCCGUGGGAAGAUGCACAAGAAGGUGUGGAUCGCCGCCGGUGAUAUUAUCCUAGUCGGCCUCCGCGACUAUCAGGAUGACAAGGCAGAUGUGAUCUUGAAGUACAUGCCAGAUGAAGCUAGGCUAUUGAAGGCUUAUGGAGAGCUUCCAGAGACCACUAGGCUUAAUGAAAUUACUGGUCUUGACGAGGAGGAUGAUGGUCCUGGUGAUGAUUACAUCGAGUUUGAGGAUGAGGACAUUGACAAACUCUAGAGAGCCUUGUGAGAGAAUUCAAAUUUGGUUUAAGAGUUACCUGUUGCUGCCUGUUGCCUCCUGCCGGCUCUUUU
Molecule: messenger RNA, 632 nt
Organism: Striga asiatica
Lineage: Eukaryota; Viridiplantae; Streptophyta; Magnoliopsida; Lamiales; Orobanchaceae
Source: the annotation of a GenBank genome assembly